UCACACAGUCGCUGUGACUGAAAACAGAAAUGGAGCAAAAUCUGCAAGACCGAAAAACUUUCUCCUGUUCGAUCUGCCUGGAUUUACUGAAGGAUCCGGUGACGAUUCCUUGCGGACACAGCUACUGUAUGAACUGUAUUAACAGCUUCUGGGAUGAAGGUGAUGAGAAAAACUACAGCUGCCCUCAGUGCAGAGAGACCUUCUCACCAAGACCUGUCCCAAAGAAAAACACCAUGUUAGAACCUUUAGUGGAGCAACUGAAGAAGACUGGACUCCAAGCUGCUCCGGCUGACCACUGCUAUGCUGGACCUGAAGAUGUGGCCUGUGAUUUCUGUACUGGAAGAAAACUGAAAGCCAUCAAGUCCUGUUUAUUCUGUCUGGCCUCUUACUGUGAGAAACACCUUCAGCCUCAUUAUGAUGUGGCUCCUUUAAAGAAACACAAGCUGGUGGAGCCGUCCAAGAACCUCCAGGAGAACAUCUGCUCUAAACAUGAUGAGGUGAUGAAGAUGUUCUGCCGCACUGAUCAGAAGUUUAUCUGUUAUCUCUGCUCUGUGGAUGAACAUAAAGGCCACAUCACAGUGUCAGCUGCAGCAGAAAGGACUGAGAGGCAGAGAGAGCUGGAGGAGAGACGAGGAAACAUCCAGCAGAGAAUCCAGGACAGAGAGAAAGAUGUGAAGCUGCUUCAACAGGAGGUGGAGGCCAUCAAUCACUCUGCUGAUAAAACAGUGGAGGACAGUGAGAAGAUCUUCACUGAGCUGAUCCGUCUCCUCCAGAAAAGAAGCUCUGAUGUGAAGCAGCAGAUCAGAUCCCAGCAGGAAACUGAAGUGAGUCGAGUCAAAGAUGUUCAGGAGAAGCUGGAGCAGGAGAUCACUGAGCUGAAGAGGAAAGACGCUGAGCUGGAGCAGCUCUCACACACAGAGGAUCACAACCAGUUUCUCCUCAACUACCCCUCACUGCCAGCACUCAGUGAGUCUACACACUCAUCCAGCAUCAACAUCCGUCCUCUGAGACACUUUGAGGACGUGGCAGCAGCUGUGUCAGAGCUUAGAGAGAAACUACAAGACGUCCUGAGAGACUCAUGGACAAACAUCUCACUGAUGGUCACUGAGGUGGAUGUUCUACUGUCAGAACCAGAACCAAAGAGCAGGACUGAAUUCUUAAAAUAUUUAUGUGAAAUCACUCUGGAUCCAAACACAGCUCACACAAAGUUGGUUCUGUCAGAGGGAAACAGGAAGGUGACAAAAAUGGGUCACCAUCAGUCUUAUUCUAGUCAUCCAGACAGAUUCACCGUUUGGUUUCAGGUUCUGAGUAAAGAGAGUCUGACUGAACGUUGUUACUGGGAGGUGGAGUGGAGAGCGACAUGGAUUCAUGUAUCAGUCGCAUACAAGAAUAUCAGCAGAUCAGGAGAUGGGAAUGAAAGUAAAUUUGGAGGUAAUGACAAAUCCUGGGCUGUAAAUUGUUACUCAGAUGGUUAUCAGUUUGGUCACAAGAACAUCUGGACCUCCAUCUCAGGUCCAGUUUCCUCCAGAGUCGGAGUGUACCUGGAUCACAGAGCAGGUAUUCUGUCCUUCUACAGCGUCUCUGAAUCCAUGACUCUGAUCCACAGAGUCCACACCAGAUUCACUGAGCCGCUACAUGCUGGAGUUUUAGUGUGGUACAAUGCAGGUUCUGCAGAGAUUUGUAAACCCAGCUAAAUUUUCUUCCACUAUUAUUUAUGUUAGAAAAAUUAUCUAAGUUCAUUUACUUGUCAGUUUAUUUGAAAGGUUAU
Xiphophorus hellerii (green swordtail) is the source of this 1768-nucleotide messenger RNA. RefSeq names its product tripartite motif-containing protein 16-like. Lineage: Eukaryota; Metazoa; Chordata; Actinopteri; Cyprinodontiformes; Poeciliidae. Gene Ontology annotation, molecular function: protein binding; zinc ion binding. The transcript has a single exon. Bases 30 to 1694 code for a protein of 554 amino acids. The record is from RefSeq and is a predicted model, not a curated record.